AUGGGAAAGAUCAUAUUUUAUGAGGAUAGGAACUUCCAGGGCCGUUCCUAUGAGUGCAUCGGUGACAAUCCUGACCUGCAACCUCACUUCAAUGCUUGCAACUCUGCCCGAGUGGAAAACGGCUGCUGGAUGCUGUAUGAACGCCCCAAUUAUAUGGGUCAUCAAUAUUUCCUGAAGAGAGGAGAAUAUCCUGACUAUCAGCAAUGGCAAGGACUCAAUGACUCCAUAAAAUCAUGCCGACUAAUCUCACAACAUUUGGGAUCUAGCAAUCAUAAAAUUCGAAUUUAUGAAAGAGAUGAUUACAAAGGAGAAAUGAUGGAAUUUAUGGAAGAUUGUCCAAAUGUGUAUGAUCGUUUCUGUUCCCAUGAAAUUCAUUCCUGCAAUGUAUUGGAUGGCCAUUGGAUUUUCUAUGAGCUUCCUAGCUACAAAGGCAAACAGUACUUGCUGAGACCUGGCGAAUAUAAGAAGGUCACAGACUGGGGCUCCUCAACUGCCAAGAUUGGAUCUUUCCGACGAGUAUUGGAUCUUCAUUAA
Messenger RNA from Bufo bufo (common toad), 534 nucleotides. Its product is annotated as gamma-crystallin M1-1. Gene Ontology annotation, molecular function: structural constituent of eye lens. Lineage: Eukaryota; Metazoa; Chordata; Amphibia; Anura; Bufonidae. Gene Ontology annotation, biological process: lens development in camera-type eye; visual perception. The record is from RefSeq and is a predicted model, not a curated record. Bases 1 to 534 code for a protein of 177 amino acids. The transcript is spliced from 3 exons.